Messenger RNA from Mustela lutreola (European mink), 8049 nucleotides. It is a transcript of the gene PIEZO1, whose product is annotated as piezo type mechanosensitive ion channel component 1. The record is from RefSeq and is a predicted model, not a curated record. Gene Ontology annotation, biological process: regulation of membrane potential; detection of mechanical stimulus; cellular response to mechanical stimulus. Bases 289 to 7830 code for a protein of 2513 amino acids. NCBI's taxonomy places the organism in Eukaryota, Metazoa, Chordata, Mammalia, Carnivora, Mustelidae. The transcript has 51 exons. Gene Ontology annotation, molecular function: monoatomic cation channel activity; mechanosensitive monoatomic ion channel activity. Gene Ontology annotation, cellular component: plasma membrane; endoplasmic reticulum.
GCAGCGCCCAGCCGCCGUCCGGCCCUGCUCGGCCUCCGCGAGCCCAGAGAGCCGCGCGCUGCGCUCCGCCGCGGGGCAGGGCUGGCACCAGAGAGGGCUCGGCGGGCCCCGGGCCGAGGCGGAGGAGAAGGCGGCGGCGGCGGCCGCGGAGGCGCUCGGGUCGCCGCCGCCCAGCCGGGGGUCCUGGCCGCGGGGCGCGGCACGUGCGACGACCCGCCCUGCGCGCCAUGUCCCCCUAACGCCGCGGCGGCAGAGCGACCCCCGGCCGGCCCCGUGGGCCCCCCGGGCAUGGAGCGGCACGUGCUCGGCGCCGCGCUCUACUGGCUGCUGCUGCCCUUCGCGCUCCUAGCCGCUUGCCUGGCCCGCUUCAACGCCCUCUCUCUGGUCUACCUGCUGUUCCUGCUGCUGCUGCCCUGGCUCCCGGGCCCCUGUCGACACGGCAUCCCAGGCCACACUGGCCGCCUCCUCCAGGCCCUGCUGGUUUUCAGCCUCCUCUUCCUGGCGGCCCACCUGACCUUCCAGAUAUGCCUCCACACCGUGCCCCGCCUGGACCAGCUUCUGGGACCCAGCUGCGGCCCCUGGGAGAGCCUCUCCCGGCACGUGGGGGUCACGAGGCUGGACCUGAAGGACAUCCCCAAUGCUGUCCGGCUGGUGGCCCCCGACCUCGGUGUCCUGGUGGUCUCCUCCGUGUGCCUUGGCCUCUGUGGGCGCCUCGCCCGGGACACGCAGCGGAGGCAGUGCGCCCAGGAGCUGGAUGAUGAUGACAGGGAAGUGGACGGUGGCUCCCCAGUGGGGCCUCAGGGAGCCCCGGCGCCAGCCCCCACACGGAGGUCCCGGCUGGCCACCCGGUUCCAGAUCACAGCACACUGGCUGCUGGUGGCCGCGGGACGGACCCUGGCCAUCGUGCUGCUCGCAUUAGCAGGCAUCGCCCACCCCUCCGCCUUCUCCAGCAUCUACUUCCUCGUCUUCCUGGCCACCUGCACCUGGUGGGCCUGCCAUUUUCCCAUCAGCCCCCUGGGCUUCAGCGCGCUCUGUGUCACCGUGGGCUGCUUCGGUGCCGGCCACCUCGUCUGCGUCUACUGCUACCAGACGCCCUUCGCCCAGGCCAUGCUCCCCCCUGCCGGCGUCUGGGCCAGGGUGUUUGGUCUCAAGGCCUUCGUGGCCCAUGGCAACUGCUCCAAUGCGCUGGUCCUCGAUCCAAGCCACGACUGGCCCAUCUACGUGAGCCCUGGCAUCCUGCUGCUUCUCUACUACACCGUGGCCUCCCUCCUCAAGCUGCACCUGCACCAGCCCCUGGACCAGAGGAAGGAGGCGGCCAGGAGCCACAAGGAGCAGGAGGUGGAGCUGACCCAGGUGGACCAGUGGCCCCGGGGCCAGGCCAGGGCUGCAGCCACCAAGGAGGAGGGGGCUGCCCAGCACAUGCUGCCCCCGGCCACGGGCUCAGACUGCGGCACCGACAGCUGCACCGUGCACGACCUGACUGGCCACAGCCCCGUUCGCCAGUGCCCCUUGCAGCCCAGGCUGGCAGAGCCUCGAGAGACGUCUGCGCUACACAGCCUGGGUCACCUCAUCUUGGACCAGAGCUACGUGUGUGCCCUCAUCGCCAUGAUGGUGUGGAGCAUCACGUACCACAGCUGGCUGACCUUCGUGCUGCUGCUCUGGGCCUGCCUCAUCUGGACCGUGCGCAGCCGCCACCAGCUGGCCAUGCUCUGCUCGCCCUUCAUCCUGCUCUACGGGCUGGCGCUCUGUGGCCUGCGCUACGUGUGGGCCAUGGACCUGCGUCCCGAGCUGCCCACCACCCUGGGCCCCGUCAGCCUGAGGCAGCUGGGGCUGGAGCACACCCGCUACCCAUGCCUGGACCUUGGCGCCAUGCUGCUGUACGUGCUGACCUUCUGGCUCCUGCUGCGCCAGUUCGUCAAGGAGAAGCUGCUGAGGAAGGCGCACGGCCCUGCCGCGCUGACGGACGUCGCCGUGGGGGACGCAGAGCCCAGGCGGGCGGGGACGCUGCUGCGGAGCCUGGGGGAGCUGGUGAGCGGGCUGUACGCCAAGUACUGGAUCUACGUGUGCGCGGGCAUGUUCGUGGUGGUCAGCUUCGCCGGCCGCCUGGUCGUCUACAAGAUCGUGUACAUGCUGCUCUUCCUGCUCUGCCUCACCCUCUUCCAGGUCUACUACAGCCUGUGGAGGAGGCUGCUAAAGCUGUUCUGGUGGCUGGUGGUGGCCUACACCAUGCUGGUGCUCAUCGCCGUCUACACCUUCCAGUUCCAGGACUUCCCCACAUACUGGCGCAACCUGACGGGCCUCACCGACGAGCAGCUGGGGGACCUGGGCCUGGAGCAGUUCAGCGUGUCGGAGCUCUUCUCCAGCAUCCUGGUGCCCGGCUUCUUCCUGCUGGCCUGCAUCCUGCAGCUGCACUACUUCCACCGGCCCUUCAUGCGGCUCACCGACCUGGAGCGCGUGCCCCCGCCUGGCCGCUGCCUCCCACGCUGGGCCCACAGGCAGGAUCCGGUCAGUGGGACCCCGCUGCUGCUGCAGGAGGACGCUGGGGAGGAGGGGCCGGUGAGCCCGGAGGGCCCCUGCCCGGCCGUGCAGGGCCCGGAAGCCAGCAAGUGGGGCCUGGUGGCCGAGCGGCUGCUGGACCUGGCCUCCGGCUUCUCGGACGUCCUCGCCCGCGUGCAGGUGCUGCUGCGCCGCCUGCUGGAGCUGCACGUCUUCAAGCUGGUGGCUCUGUACACCGUGUGGGUGGCCCUGAAGGAGGUGUCGGUGAUGAACCUGCUGCUGGUCGUGCUCUGGGCCUUCGCCCUGCCCUACCCGCGCUUCCGGCCCAUGGCCUCCUGCCUGUGCACCGUGUGGACCUGCGUCAUCAUCGUGUGCAAGAUGCUCUACCAGCUGAAGGUCGUCAGCCCCCACGAGUACUCCAGCAACUGCUCUGAGCCCCUGCUCAACAGCACCAACCUGCAGAAGACAGAGAUCAGGCAGUCCCUGCUGUACCGGGGGCCCGUCGACCCUGCCAACUGGUUUGGGGUGCGGAAGGGCUUCCCCAACCUAGGCUACGUCCAGAACCACCUGCAGGUCCUGCUGCUGCUGGUGUUCGAGGCCAUCGUCUACCGGCGCCAGGAGCACCACCGCCGGCAGCACCAGCUGGGCCCACUGCCUGCCCAGGCCGUGUGUGCCGACGGCACCCGCCAGCGGCUGGACCAGGACCUGCUUGGCUGUUUCAAGUACUUCGUCAACUUCUUCUUCUACAAAUUUGGGCUAGAGAUCUGCUUCCUGAUGGCCGUGACCGUGAUCGGGCAGCGCAUGAACUUCAUGGUGAUCCUGCACGGCUGCUGGCUGGUGGCCCUGCUCACCCGCCGGCACCGGGCCGCCAUCGCCCGCCUCUGGCCCAACUACUGCCUCUUCCUGGCGCUGUUCCUGCUCUACCAGUACCUGCUGUGUCUGGGCAUCCCCCCGGCCCUGUGCCUCGAUUACCCAUGGCGCUGGAGCCAGGCUGUCCCCAUGAACUCGGCGCUCAUCAAGUGGCUGUACCUGCCUGACUUCCUCCGAGCCCCCGACUCCACCGGCCUCAUCAGCGACUUCCUGCUGCUGCUCUGCGCCUCUCAGCAGUGGCAGGUCUUCUGCGCCGAGCGCACAGAGGAGUGGCAGGUCAUGGCCGGCGUCAACACUGACCGCCUGGAUCUGCCGCUGGGCGAGUCCCGCGACGUCCCCAACUUCCUCUACUGCAGGUCCUACCUCGACAUGCUGAAGGUGGCUGUCUUCCGCUACCUCUUCUGGCUGGUGCUGGUGGUGGUGUUCGUCACGGGGGCCACACGCGUCAGCGUCUUCGGGCUGGGCUACCUGCUGGCCUGCUUCUACCUGCUGCUCUUCGGCACCAGCCUGCUGCAGGGGCACGCGCGCACCCGUCUCGUGCUGUGGGACUGCCUCAUUCUGUACAAUGUCACCGUCAUCAUCUCCAAGAACAUGCUCUCGCUCCUGUCGUGCGUCUUCGUGGAGCAGAUGCAGAGCAGCUUCUGCUGGGUGGUCCAGCUCUUCAGCCUCGUGUGCACCGUCAAAGGCUACUACGACCCCAAGGAGAUGCUGAGCAGGGACCGGGACUGCCUGCUGCCCGUGGAGGAGGCCGGCGUGCUCUGGGACAGCGUGUGCUUCCUGUUCCUGCUGCUGCAACGCCGCGUCUUCCUCAGCCGCUACUUCCUGCACGUCUGCGCCGAGCUUCAGGCCACUGCCCUGCAGGCCUCCAGGGGCUUUGCGCUGUACAAUGCCGCCAACCUCAAAAGCAUCGACCUCCACCGCAAGGCCGAGGAGAAGUCCCUGGCCCAGCUGAAAAGGCAGAUGGAGCGCAUCCGCGCCAAGCAAGAGAAGCACCGGCAGAGCCGGGCGGGCCGCAGCCAGCCCCAGGAGCCCCCAGACCCCACCCAGGAGCCAGGGCCUGGCAGUCCAGGGGGCUCCUCCCCACGGAGUCAGUGGUGGCGGCCCUGGCUGGACCACGCCACAGUCAUCCACUCUGGGGACUACUUCCUGUUUGAGUCGGACAGUGAGGAGGAGGAGGAGACCCUGCCUGAGGAGCCCAGGCCAUCGGCACAGAGCGCCUUCCAGAUGGCAUAUCAGGCGUGGGUGACCAACGCGCAGACGGUGCUGAGGCGCCGGCGGGAGGAGCAGGCGAGGCGGGACGGGCCAGGACAGCCGCCCACAGGAGACGGCCAGGCCCAGGGGGCGGAGCCGGCGGCCGGCCCAGAAGAGGCCACAGCAGCUGGCCGCGGCCCUGUGAUGCGGCGCGUGCUGAGCACCGUGCAGUUUCUGUGGGUGCUGGCGGGGGCGCUGGUGGACGGCCUCACCGACUGGCUGCUGACCUUCACGCGGCACCACCGUGCCAUGAGCGACGUGCUACGCGCCGAGCGGUACCUGUACACACGGGAGCUGCUUCGGGGCAGACAGGUGCGCCGCAGCUUGGUGGACCAACUGUACCUCAGCGAGGCCGAGGCUACACCUCCAGGCUCUUUGGGAGCCCAAGAUGCACCAAGUACGGCAUCAAGCGGGCUGGGGGCUGAGGAGCCGCUGAGCACGGCUACGGGGGACACGGGCAGCCCGCUGAGCACGGGGUACCACACGCGCAGCAGCAGCAGUGAGGAGGUGGCCACGGAGCCCGGGCCUUCCCUGCGUGGCUCCCGGGAGCUCCCUGCAGGCGCCGGGACCCGGACGCGCACAGCCAGCGAGCUGCUGCACAGGCAGCUACGCAUCGAGGAGCUAGAGGAGGCCGCGCAGUUUGAGGCCGGGCAGGGCCGGGCCCUCCGCCUGCUGCGGGCCGCGUACCAGUGCGUGGCGGCCCACUCGGAGCUGCUGUGCUACUUCGUCAUCAUCCUCAACCACAUGGUCACCGCCUCGGCCACGUCCCUGGUGCUGCCCGUGCUCGUCUUCCUGUGGGCCAUGCUGUCCAUCCCAAGGCCCAGCAAGCGCUUCUGGAUGGUGGCCAUCGUCUUCACCGAGGUGUCCGUGGUCACCAAGUACCUGUUCCAGUUCGGCUUCUUCCCCUGGAACACGCACGCCGUGCUGCGGCGCUACGAGAACAAGCCGUACUUCCCGCCGCGCAUCCUGGGCUUGGAGAAGACGGAGAGCUACGUCAAGUUCGACCUGCUGCAGCUCAUGGCCCUGUUCUUCCACCGCGCGCAGCUGCUGUGCUACGGCCUCUGGGACCAUGAAGAGGACCAGCUCACCCAGGAGCACGACGGGGGCGGUGGGAAGAAGGGAGCCGAGGAGCGGGCACCCCAGGGAUCCCGGACUGAGGCGGGCACGGGGCCCCAGGGGGAGUCGGUGGUAGCCGGGGCCCUCACCCAGGACCACAUCCAGGUGGAAGUAGGGGACGGGCCCGCCGAGCCUCCCACGGAGCUCAAGCCCCGAGACACAAAGCGCAUCGGCCUGCGAUUCAGGAAGAAAAGGAGGGAAAGCGCGGAGCCUGCAGACCCCACCGUGGCUGAAGGAGUGAUGGCCUCUGGGAGCGAGAAGAAGUGGAGUCGCCACCGGGAGAGAGUGACGGCACUGGGGCUGCGACUGCGGAGCUCGUGCCUAGCCGUGGCCCAGAGCGUGUACCAGCCCCUGCGGUGCUUCUUCCACGAUAUCCUGCACACCAAGUACCGUGCGGCCACCGAUGUCUACGCACUCAUGUUUCUGGCCGACGUGGUCGACUUCAUCAUCAUCAUCUUUGGCUUCUGGGCCUUUGGGAAACACUCGGCGGCCACGGACAUCACGUCCUCGCUAUCGGACGACCAGGUGCCCGAGGCCUUCCUGGUCAUGCUGCUCAUCCAGUUUGGCACCAUGGUCGUCGACCGCGCCCUCUACCUCCGCAAGACCGUGCUGGGCAAGCUGGCCUUCCAGGUCGUGCUGGUGCUGGCCGUCCACCUGUGGAUGUUCUUCAUUCUGCCCGCGGUCACAGAGAGGAUGUUCAGCCAGAACGCGGUGGCGCAGCUGUGGUACUUUGUCAAGUGCAUCUACUUCGCCCUUUCCGCCUACCAGAUCCGCUGCGGCUACCCGACCCGCAUCCUGGGCAACUUCCUCACCAAGAAGUACAACCACCUGAACCUCUUCCUCUUCCAGGGGUUCCGCCUUGUGCCGUUCCUGGUGGAGCUGCGGGCCGUGAUGGACUGGGUGUGGACGGACACCACGCUAUCCCUGUCCAGCUGGAUGUGCGUGGAGGACAUCUACGCCAACAUCUUCAUCAUCAAGUGCAGCCGCGAGACAGAGAAGAAGUACCCGCAGCCCAAGGGGCAGAAGAAGAAGAAGGUCGUCAAGUACGGCAUGGGCGGCCUCAUCAUGCUCUUCCUCGUGGCCAUCAUCUGGUUCCCGCUGCUCUUCAUGUCCCUGGUGCGCUCUGUGGUCGGUGUCGUCAACCAGCCCAUCGACGUCACGGUCACCCUCAAGCUGGGCGGCUAUGAGCCGCUGUUCACCAUGAGCGCCCAGCAGCCGUCCAUCGUGCCCUUCACGCAGCGGGCCUACGAGGAGCUGUCCAGACAGUUUGACCCGAACCCGCUGGCCAUGCAGUUCAUCAGCCAGUACAGCCCCGAGGACAUCGUCACGGCGCAGAUCGAGGGCAGCUCCGGGGCCCUGUGGCGCAUCAGCCCGCCGAGCCGCGCCCAGAUGAAGCGGGAGCUGUACAACGGCACGGCCGACAUCACCCUGCGCUUCACCUGGAACUUCCAGAGGGACCUGGCCAAGGGCGGCACCGUGGAGUACACCAACGAGAAGCACACCCUGGACCUGGCCCCCAACAGCAGCGAGCGGCGGCAGCUGGCCAGCCUGCUGGAGGGCACCUCGGACCAGUCUGUGGUCAUCCACAACCUCUUCCCCAAGUACAUCCGGGCCCCCAACGGGCCUGAAGCCAAUCCUGUGAAGCAGCUCCAGCCCAACGAGGAGGCCGACUACCUGGGUGUGCGCAUCCAGCUACGGAGGGAGCGUGGGGGCGCGGGGGCCGCCGGCUUCCUGGAGUGGUGGGUCAUCGAGCUGGAGGACUGCCGGGCCCAGUGCAACCUGCUGCCCAUGGUCAUCUUCAACGACAAGGUCAGCCCGCCCAGCCUGGGCUUCCUGGCCGGCUACGGGAUAAUGGGGCUCUACGUGUCCAUCGUGCUGGUCAUCGGCAAGUUCGUGCGCGGCUUCUUCAGCGAGAUCUCUCACUCCAUCAUGUUCGAGGAGCUGCCGUGCGUGGACCGCAUCCUGAAGCUGUGCCAGGACAUCUUCCUGGUGCGCGAGACGCGGGAGCUGGAGCUGGAGGAGGAGCUGUACGCCAAGCUCAUCUUCCUGUACCGCUCGCCCGAGACCAUGAUCAAGUGGACCCGCGAGAAGGAGUAGGAGCCGGGCUCCUCCACCCUCGUGUGAUGGAGCCGCCCGGCCCUCUGCCGGGCGCAGACACCCGUCCCCGGCCACCACGCCCUGAUGCUGCUGCCGGAAGGAAGCUGGGGGCCCGGCCUGGCGCGGGGCCCACCGCCGGCACCCUGGGCCAGGAGCUCCAGCCUGCCCUUCCCCACGCGUACUGUAGGGUUUUCUAAUUAAAGAAGUUUUUAUUUAUAC